Molecule: messenger RNA, 987 nt
Organism: Cyclocybe aegerita
Lineage: Eukaryota; Fungi; Basidiomycota; Agaricomycetes; Agaricales; Hemipholiotaceae
Source: the annotation of a GenBank genome assembly
AUGUUGCCCCACUUGUGCCUCACUUUCGCGAUGUGGCUGCUUUCUUCUGCCCUGUUAUCUGGUGCGAUACCCACUCUUUCGACAUCGACUCUUCAAGCACGGGCUGUUACGAAUACAUCCAAGGCUGGUCUGGCAUGGCCAAAUGGGAAUUCCUUGAAUAUCAAUCAGUACGAUGCGACAGGAAAGGUUUCCUGGUACUACACUUGGUCGGCGUUCCCGGUCGCCAGCCGCCGUCUCGAGUUUUCACCUAUGCUAUGGGGCCAGAGCACCAUCAACCAGUUUACCUCAACGAUCCGGAGGACGCUGUCAAACACCAGACUCAAUGUUACGGCUGUUCUCGGAAUGAACGAACCCGAGUUACAAGAGCAAUCGAAUUUGUCACCUGAGGAAGGUGCACAGAUAUGGCAAACACACUUGGAACCCCUUCGUGCUUUAGGGGUGCGACUCGGUAGUCCGGCGCCAUCCAGCUCGCCUAGGGGCAAGAUCUGGUUGCAAGACUUCUUCGCGGCAUGCAAAGGCAACUGCACAGUAGAUUUCAUUGCCUUACAUUGGUAUGGGACCAACGCCUCCUGGUUUAUCUCUCAUCUCGAAGAUUAUCAAGAGACAUUCCAACGACCUCUAUGGGUAACCGAAUGGGCUUGCCACAAUUUUGUGGACCUUGACGAGCAGUGCUCGGACGAAGAGAUCGUCGAAUUCAUGAACGUCACGCAAUCCUUCAUGGAUAACGCUGACUUUGUGGAGCGAUAUGCUUGGUUCGGGGCGAUGAGGGAUAUGAACAACGUGAACCCAUCGAACGCGCUCAUGAACGGGAACGGGCAGAUCAGCCCCCUCGGAAUACAGUAUAUAGAUGCAAUCGGUUGGACGAAUCUGACCAGCAACGCGGGCAGACCCUCCAUCACCGUCAUUUCUGGUCGGUCCCUCAGUUUCCAGUGUUUUUGGACGACGUUCUUCACGCUGGUGGCAUUACACAUAUACCUCUCCUUAUGA